Molecule: messenger RNA, 6065 nt
Organism: Platichthys flesus (European flounder)
Lineage: Eukaryota; Metazoa; Chordata; Actinopteri; Pleuronectiformes; Pleuronectidae
Gene: phc2b
Product: polyhomeotic homolog 2b (Drosophila)
Exons: 15
Coding region: 185-3277 (1030 amino acids)
Cellular component (GO): PRC1 complex; nucleus
Molecular function (GO): protein binding; zinc ion binding
Source: RefSeq, a predicted model, not a curated record
CGGGUCUGACGCAGCAGGAGCAGCGCGGAGCCUCCGGACACUGAUGAGAGGAGAAGCGCCGGAGAAACUGUGAGGGAGCCCGGCCAGCUAGAGGAGCGAGCCCCUGCGAGGACCCAGGACUAAACGGCACAGGAGAGCCAUUCAGAAGAGCCGGGGGUCAAAGGUGAGAAGAGCAGAGGGCACCAUGGAGAGUGAGCCGGGGGCCCCUGCCUCCAUGGCUAACAGCACCGGGACCGCCACUUCCUCCACCACCAGCUCCUCCACCACCACGGCUGCCAGCAGUAGCAGUAGUAAUACCUCCAACCCUACUGCUACUACUUCUACCACUUCCGCCAGUAGUAGUAUUAAUAAUAGCAGCAGUAUUAGUAACACUACCAGUAGUUCCGGUAGUAGUACGACAACAGGAAGACAGACAGUGCCUCAGAUAUCUGUGUACAGCGGGAUACCUGACCGACAAACAGUGCAGGUGUUUCAACAGGCGCUACACAGACAGCCCAACACAGCAGCACAGUACCUGCAGCAGAUGUACGCUGCCCAGCAGCAGCAUCUGAUUCUGCAAACCGCUGCCUUCCAGCAGCAACACAGCCUCAGCACCGCUCAGCUCCAGAGCCUGGCCGCUGUACAGCAAGCCAGCAUCGCAGCUGGACGGCAAAGCUCUUCACAGAACGGCACUUCAUCUCAGCAAACAGGAUCUACUCAGGCUACGAUCAACCUGAGCACGUCCCCGGCGGCCGCUCAGCUGAUCAGCCGGGCCCAGAGCAUUAGCUCCACCCCCACCAGUAUUUCCCAGCAGGCUGUUCUGCUGGGCAGCUCCUCCAGCCCCACACUCACGGCCAGCCAGGCACAGAUGUACCUGCGAGCACAGAUGGCCCAGCAGAAUAACCUGGUGCAGGUGGCCAGGAGCCUCGGCCGGGCCGUUCCUCUGUCCCCUCAGCUGAUCUUCACCCCAACAGCCACCGUGACGGCUGUCCAGUCAGACGGCUCCUCACAGGCUUCCUCACAGAAUCAGGUCCAGAACCUUGCCAUCCGUGGCCAGCAGGGGGCGGCCACGUCUUCCUCACAGGCUCAGGCCAUGCAGGCUCUCAGUUUGAAGCAGAGCCCUGUGCCCAUCCAGCCCACCCCACUCAUCAAGAAUCCUAACCAGGGCAUGCAGGUCGCUGCAGGAGGGAGGACCAGCUCCUUAGACAGCUCGUCUGAAGGAGGGAAGAAGGGCGAGAGCACAGCAGUCACAGAAGUCCGAGCCAUUAACAUGAGCCGCAGUGUGACGGCUGUUAGUGCUCAGCCUCUCAUUGCUCCAGUCUUUUUCGUUCCAGCGUACACCCAGAUUCAGCCACAGUCCCUGGUUCAGCAGCACAAGCAGCAGCAGCAGCAGCAGCAGUUUGUCGUCCACCAGAGUCCAGGUUCCCAGAAGACGGCGGGUCAGCUGCUGCAGACGGCCUCCAUUCAGCCGUCGCAGCACCCGGUCCCUGUGCUGCCCAAACCGGCUCCACACCAGCCCUCCAUGCCCAGCCAGCAGGCGACCAUCUUCCACUCCACCAUCAGCCCCCACGCCCUCCACUCCUCCCUCAGCCACCACGCCAAAGCUCAGCCCGUCCAGCUCACCGCCAUCAACCUUCAAAUACAGCCAACAGCUUCUCGGCUGCUUCAGGACAAUAAAGACAAGCCAACCUCACUGGUGGUCAGAGAGACGUGUCCGACCCCGUUCGCACAACAACCGCAACAACAACCGCAGCAACAACCGCAGCAACAACCGCAGCAACAACCGCAGCAACAACCGCAGCAACAACCGCAGCAACAACCGCAGCAACAACCGCAGCAACAACCGCAGCAACAACCGCAGCAACAACCGCAGCAACAACCGCAGCAACAACCGCAGCAACAACCGCAGCAACAACCGCAGCAACAACCGCAGCACCAACCGCAGCACCAACCGCAACAACAACCGCAGCAACAACCGCAGCAACAACCGCAGCACCAACCGCACCAACCGCACCAACCCCACCAACCCCACCUACAGCACCUACAGCACCUACAGCACCUACAGCACCUACACCAACAACAGCAGCAGCAGCAGCAACAGCAUCAACAACAACAACAACAACUGCAGCAGCAACAACAACAGCUGCAGCAACAACAACAACAACUGCAGCAACCUGUACCCAUACCAUCACAACCUGCCAAGCCUGUAGAGCAGCCCAAGGUCGAUACCGUUACACCAGCUGUUCAGCAACAAGGAGGGGGCCCGGCCAAGAAGCCGUCCGCUGCACCUGCGACUCCACCUCCAGCCAUGACCUCAGGAAAUGAGAGCGAGGCGCCCAGCGUGACAGGCAGCACGCCGCUCAACGGGGAGAACAAACCGCCCCAGGCCAUCGUCAAGCCCCAGGUCCUCACACAUGUCAUCGAAGGCUUUGUCAUCCAGGAAGGCGCCGAGCCGUUCCCGGUCUGCGUGGAGCGUCUUCCGAUUCUCAUCGACAGCCCAAAGAAGCUGGAUCAUCAGCUCUCGUCCGACCCCGACCAAACUCCAGUCAGCAACGCAGCAAACACAGACUCCGAGCCGGAGGACAUGAACCAGACAGACAAAGAACCAGAGCCGAAGCUGACGUGUGAAUACUGCGGCUGGGUCGACUUUGCCUACACCUUCAAGGCCUCGAAGAGAUUCUGCUCCAUGGUUUGUGCAAAGAGGUACAAUGUGGGCUGCACGAAGCGGAUAGGCCUCUUCCGUCCAGAGAGGAGUAAACCAACCAGCCGCUGGCGACGAAGAUCUCAGGGUCGUUCCGGUGUAGAGGCUAAGAAGCAGAAGCUGUCCCCGUCGCCGCAGCAGACACAAGGCGGCUCCGUGUCCUCGCCUCAUCCCUCGCAGCCCAGUCAGGAGGAGUCCAGCCCGUGCUCGGACAUGUCCAGCUACGAGGAGCCGGCGUCUCCCCUGUCGGCAGCCAGCUCGGGGCUCCUGGCUCCGACCCCGACCCCGGCUCAGGUCCCCGUUCGCCGGCAGCAGAGCCGGGCCUCGGACCAGGAGGGCGGCGCUGGGAGAGAUGCACCGUCACUCUGUCAGCGGUUCUUACCCAACGACCCCACCAGGUGGAAUGUGGAGGAAGUUUAUGAGUUCAUCUGCUCACUGCAAGGUUGUCAGGAGAUCGCGGACGAGUUUCGGUCUCAGGAGAUCGAUGGACAGGCCCUGCUCCUGUUGAAGGAAGACCACCUCAUGAGCACCAUGAACAUUAAACUGGGGCCUGCACUCAAGAUCUUUGCACGCAUCAACAUGCUUAAAGACUCGUAGCAGUGAAGUGUGUGUAUUGAUCCCAGUGCGUCUUCUUCUGUGUGUGUGAGGGAAUACGUGUGUGUGUGUGUACGUGAGUGUGUGUGUUUCCCUUGGCACAGGGCAGAGGAUGUGUCACUGUAGCACUGACUGCACAGAGCACUGACUGCACUGUGACCUUGCCUUCUCUCCACGACUGGACUCGUGCUCUUGAUUCAGAAUCUCACUCUAACUCGACCCAACUCCACAAACUGCUCAUGUUUAGAAACCAUGUGACUGUUGAAACUGGAACCGAUGGUGUUUUCACCACGAGCACUUCAACACCACAUCUAUUUACAAUGCAUUCAUAUCUCGGACCAAAACCAACCCUUCCUCGGGCACAUCUCCCCCCUCCCUCAGGCAAGAAGCAUUUAAACACACUACACAACAAAGAAACAGACAAACAACUGACUAGCUGCAGCCACGGUGAUAGUUGUGCCAAAUUAUACAGCGUGGAUUCUUAUAUACAUGAGUAUAUGAAUAAACUUGAUGUGGCUGAUAUCUGAUCCAGAUACAGCUCAAGGCAGGGUUGGAAAAUGGUUUUUUGAAACACCUUUUAUCUUAUUUGUUGACAUUCUCCUCACGUCCUGAUAUCCAUCAACAAACAAAGUUCUCUUCAACAAAAAAUAAAUGAUGUCACCCUCACAGAAGUAUAAAAAACACGACCAGUAAUUCAUUCAUGCCGAAUGAAAUGAUCGGCUGCUGUACCUGUUUGCACUGCAUGGCCCCGAGUCAAGCUGCCCAUUACAAAGCUCCAGAUGACUCCGACUGCUUUCACGUGCCUUGCUGUGCAUUAACGUUCUAAGAUCUGAUCCCAAUGCAGGUUGAAUUAAGAUAAGAGAAGCACUUACUUAUCCCAGGCCUGGACAGGUCCUUAUCAAAUGUCUUCAACCUGAUCACACGUCUGAACAAAGAUCCCAUGAUAGAAUCAGGUGUAAAUAGGGCAGUUAAACCCAGUGAAGACAAUAAGCCUGGAAGAACAAGAGAUGAUGACAUGAACAGCAAAAUGUUCAGUUGUGUGGGGGUUUUUGGGUCACACUGCGACACAGUCAUUGGUGAAUUGCGGCAUUAAUACACGGGAGUGAAAUCUGGAUUCAUCGUUAUGUUAUUCGUACAGUUUUGUUAGCGAGCGGAUGAGGGAGAAGACUCUGGGCGGAUCUACUAAAGGUUUGCACGUGUAAAAAAAUGCUGAUUUCACCAACAAAAACAUGCUAGCUGAUUUACUAACGCACUGAGGAUUGUGUGCAGAAUAACCUGCGCUGUCCAUUAAGUCAGUUUCCUGAAUGAAGAUGCAUUGUCAGGCGUUUCUACCCGAGUGCGCAAAACAUUAAAAGUAGUAGAUGCAAGUAAUUUACUUGACAAAUACGAUCGACAAAGCCUGAAAAUAAUCGCGGUGGUUGUGACUGCGUUUGAAAGGAAGGUGCUAAUCGGCACAGUGUGACGCACAGAAGGCUCUGCAGCUCUUGUGGUGAGGAGGAGAUUGCAGGAAGAGGACGGAGAGAAUUGGAUUCUUCCUCUCCUGUUAGCAUGUUUGGUUUGACAGAAGCAAAAUGAAUCCCUCUCUUGCCAGGGUACUGAUGGGCAUUGAAAAAUGAGCGCUACAAUGGCAAGAGUGUCGCGCUUGUGCCUCAGAAAGUGAACUUCACCUGCUGCGCAAUAUUGGUGAGAGGCAUCUCUUCCACCGUCCCCAUCCCCCCCGACUGUUUUAUUAUGAGCUUUUCUGAUGUCCUGCCUUCUUCUCAAUUUCAUCAGUUGUUCUUUUAGUUUUACCCCCAGCAUUUACUUUCUCGCAGGUACUCUCAAAUGUCGCGUUUCUUUGAGCUGUAUUAAUUUGUGUUAGCUGUAGCUCAACGACAUGUUUGUUUGCCUCUUUCACUAACAGCUGCAAUUCCAUGGCAUUCAAUUUUCACUUUGCGCUUGUGGUCACUCUGCUCUCCAGUUAACCAGUAACACACGCCAAACACUCAUUUAAAUACUACUGCCUCUGCCAGGAUUGCACCUGUUAUCAAUUUGCGCAAUUAUCUUUAGUAGCUACCCCGUAAAACGCCCACAAACCAAAUGUGUGUAAUCUGUUACAAUGCACACUUCGCACUCUUUAUUUGGGAUCUUAGUGGACUUGCUCAUGUGGAUCAAGUGGACUUGCUCAUUCUAAUUCAGUAGGUGCCCUUUUCCUCAGCAGCACUCCCACUGCUCUGGAAUCUAAAGCUUGAUGCAGUGAAUCGAUUCAAGCAGCUUCUUUUGUGCCAUCGAGUUUUUUUAAUUCAUGAGGAAUUUGCAAGUUUUCUCCCGUAGAUUCAAACUGCUUACGAUUUUGUUUUUCAUAGGACACUAAGUUAUCUAAACAACUAAUCUGGGUGUGCUGCGUCCUGCACGUCCCUGCUCUUAGCACUUAUUUUCUUUUUCAUUUGCUUUACGGUUUUAUGAGUGGCGUCUGUGGAGUGAUUCAAACGAGUGUAUUUGUACACAGCAGCUCAAGUGAGGAAAGAGACUGUAACUGAGUGUGAAACUGACCUUUUUUUUCCUAAGUUAUCCUUGUUAUUUUAAAACAGAAAUUUAUUGGUGUUUUAAUAUUUUGAAAUAUGCAAAUAUAUAAAUAGUUGUUUUUUAUUGCUUUUAUUUUCCUUUUCUAAUGAAAAUAUGUUCAUAUCUAUUUGUGUUCUGUGGCUGUGAUGGAAGGUCAACUUUUUUAGAUAAUGCUUUGUUUAAUGCCCGUAUUUAUCAAAAUGGUUUGUUACAUAACAUUUUGCAAUUAUAAAUCAUUUGCAGUACA